AUGCAUAUAGACAUCAACGAGGCUGAAGAUCAGGCGCCAACUAUCUACAGACCUUUGGACGGAGAAAGAAGAGAGAUCAGGCUCGUGACACUCAGCCCUAGAAACUUUGCAGACGACAUUCACUGCACUCUAUCAAGGUCCUGGCUGGAUGGCCAACCUGCAAGUUAUGAAGCCCUCUCAUACGUUUGGGGUGAUGAUGGCUCUCGUAGGCAAAUAUUCAUCGAGAACAUUCCGAGCCUCGUCACAGUGAACUUAGAGGUUGCACUCCGACAUCUUCGACGACACCAACAGCCGAGGAUCCUAUGGAUUGAUGCAAUAUGUAUCAACCAGAACGACAUUGAUGAGAGGAAUGUUCAAGUAAGGCACAUGGGGGACGUCUACAAAUACGCAUCUCGUGUUAUAGCUUGGCUUGGCGAGGAGUCCGACGAUAGCAAUCUGGCUUUUGAUGCUUUAGAGCAUUUUCCGAGAGACCUUGAAAUGCAUUGGGAUCCGAGUAUGAACGCCUCAUUGCAAGCAGAAGUGUUCGAGCCAAAGUACCUUGAUGCCUUUCAAAAUCUCUUUCGACGACCGUGGUGGCAUCGUGUCUGGACCGCCCAGGAGAGUAUCCUAGGACCAGUUCUGGACAUUAUCUGUGGGAAGAGGCAGGUGUCGGCCGAUCUUUUGCGUGAUGUGUACUUGGGCCUCCAAAAGCAUGAUGGCUCUUGUUGUCGUGACUUUUUCUGGAACGAGCGGCUUGAUCUACGAUUCGACGAAGCUGGACGUCUCUUAGAGCGCCUAACGGAUUAUAGGCAGAAGCUCCUUGAGCACCUUCUCUCUAAUUUCAGGUCUCGGCAUUGCUCUGAUCCUCGCGACAAAGUUUAUGGAAUGUUGGGGCUUUGCCAUGCCGACCUGAGAAAGACAAUUAUUCCGUCAUACUCGUUGCCUGUCUCGUUGGUAUAUGAAGAAGCUACCUUAAGGAUUAUAGAGAGUCAGGGUUCCCUCCAUGUGCUAAGUCAGAUUAGUCCUGGAUCAUGGGAUAAGGUUGCACGUACAACCGAAAAUCUGCCUUCUUGGGUCCCGGACUGGGCAUUGGAUAUGAGUCAAAAGGAGAUUCAGAUCCUUGCAGUGCGUACAUCGCUCCUCGACCAUUAUUAUGCCUCUUCUGGAGCAGUUGCUUGGAUACGUCAUAGCGAUAGAAGCAGCAUUGUCCUUGGAGGAAUCAUUGUAGGUCGAAUUGGCGCGGUUAGUAAAAGCACAGGGUCAAAUUGGAACGAAUACCGAAGUACCUUCCUCGAAUGGCGGCAGAUGGCAGGUAUUGAUGAGGCUCCAAAUCGACCGUAUACUAGUAGACCCCCAACGACUUAUUAUAACGCAUAUAGGCAAACAAUUUCGGGUGCCAUGAUGCAAGACCGUUCAAGCCUUCAAGACCCCACUAAGAAGACAAGGGUUUCAGACAAUGCCGCAUUCCGUUGCUGGCACGAUGCUUGGUGGAAUUGGAUACAGGUGCACGAUGGAGACUUUCGAAAGAUACAUUUGGCCAGCUCCGAGUACACUGGAACCGAAAUCUCACUUUUUGGAGCUGGGGUUUAUGCUUCUACGGGCAUGCGAAGACUGUUGAUCACCGAAGAGGAAGGAUGGCUUGGACUGGCACCAGCGAAUGCACGUAUCGGAGACGUGAUUGCACUCCUCCAGGGUGGCUCAGUGCCAUACAUCCUCCGACCAAAGCGGCAUGCAGAGACUGGAACUUAUAAAUUCAUUGGAGAUGCAUACGUGCAUGGCAUCAUGGAUGGGGAAGCAUGGGAUAUUGACGCUUUACAAGAUAUAACUCUGGUCUAG
Mollisia scopiformis is the source of this 1815-nucleotide messenger RNA. RefSeq names its product HET-domain-containing protein. The coding region runs from base 1 to 1815 and encodes 604 amino acids. The transcript is spliced from 2 exons. The record is from RefSeq and is a predicted model, not a curated record. Lineage: Eukaryota; Fungi; Ascomycota; Leotiomycetes; Helotiales; Mollisiaceae.